This is a messenger RNA of Lytechinus pictus (painted urchin), 5189 nucleotides long. Its product is annotated as dihydroxyacetone phosphate acyltransferase-like. The transcript has 15 exons. Gene Ontology annotation, molecular function: glycerol-3-phosphate O-acyltransferase activity; glycerone-phosphate O-acyltransferase activity. Bases 108 to 2129 code for a protein of 673 amino acids. The record is from RefSeq and is a predicted model, not a curated record. Gene Ontology annotation, cellular component: peroxisomal membrane; mitochondrial membrane. Lineage: Eukaryota; Metazoa; Echinodermata; Echinoidea; Temnopleuroida; Toxopneustidae. Gene Ontology annotation, biological process: phospholipid biosynthetic process; triglyceride biosynthetic process; fatty acid metabolic process.
AUAGUCGGAUCGUACGAUAUUUGUUAUGCGUCUGCUACUGCUGGUCGCUGUGACCGAAAAGUCUAACAAAGUUACAGAGCAGAGUAGGAAAAAACUUGAACAAAAUAAUGGCAGGGAUACGAGACAAAUAUGAGGACAUUCUGGACCCCCGACGGAAAGGAUCAUCCAUCCGGUUCGCAUUGCAGACAUUGCAAAAUCUACCAGAAUACAAGCAUAUGCGCCGACAGACCCCCAAAGAAGUAAAAGAAGAGGUCCUAAAGUCUCAGAGAUUAAGGCAUGUUAUUGAACAGCUUGUAUCAGAGAAAGGUUUAGAGGAGGAUGUAAUCUACAAGGAAGCAGAUGCCAUCCUAGAGGAGAUGGGUCACAACCUCAACAUGACAACGCUGCGUUCCUUAGCAACCAUUUUUGCCAAAAUCUUUUGUAAACUCUUCAGGCACGUUUACGUCAACCAAAGUGGAAUUCAAAAGAUGAGAGCAAAGAUGAAGGAUACUCCGGUUGUGCUUCUGCCAACCCAUCGUAGCUAUCUGGAUUUUCUUCUGAUGUCUUACAUCCUCUUCCACUUUCAUCUUCCUCUUCCUUAUAUUGCUGCCGGAGCAGAUUUCAUGCAUAUGAACUUUGUCGGUGAGAUCUUGAGGAAGUGUGGUGCAUUCUACAUCCGACGAUCGUUCGGCUCGGACCGUCUCUACUGGGCGAUCUUCACCGAAUAUGUCCAGAUAAACCUCAGCAACAGCGAAGGUCCUCUGGAAUUCUUCAUCGAAGGAACCAGAAGCCGCACAGGAAAGUUUUUAUCGCCCAAACUAGGGCUGCUGUCUGUUGUUAUUGAACCAUUCCUAAAGGGUGCGGUUCCCGACGUCACCCUUGUGCCUAUUAGUAUGAGCUAUGAGAGGAUAGUAGAGGAGAAACUACAUGCCCAAGAGAUGUUAGGCAUACCUAAACCUAAAGAAUCAACUUCAGGUUUGGUGAAAGCUAGGAGUAUUUUUCAAGAGGAUUUUGGAAGCAUAGUUGUUCAUUUCUGCGAUUCCAUUUCUUUGAGAGAUCAGAUGAAGUCCAUUGAUCGAUCAAGGCAUAAUCUUAUUCCAAGGUUCAUGUUCUCUGUGACCCCAGAAGAGCAUGCAACAAUAGGCAGCGUUGCCCAGGCCGUACAGGAGGUGCAACGGGACCACAUCAUCAUGUCACCGUGGGUGCUGUGCGCAGCAUGCCUGCUUCAACAACCCGAUUCCUACAGCGUAAGGGAACUCACAAGCCAAGUGACGUGGCUCAAGGACAUGGUCAGGCAGUACAGGAUUCAAGUGGACUGGCCAAUUGGUAGGGGGUCACAUGACAUCAUCAAUUCAGCAUUCAAGAUUCACCACAGCCUCAUCAAACAGCACAAAGAUGGCCGCGUCGCGUUGAGUCGCUCCCUCUACAGUCCAGAUGCCACUGUAGAUACAUCGACAAUAGAGGGGGUCCUGACACAUGCAGCUGUUCACAUGGACCUAGCCAUGUAUCGCAAUUACCUGGCUGCAUCCCUCGCUACACAGGGGAUGUUAUCCCUUUCUUUCUGUGGCUUGGACAAAUGCUCUCAAGAUGAACUUUAUGAGCAGUAUCAGUUCCUUUUCAAGUUGUUUACUGAAGAAUUUACAUCAAAUCCCAUUCAUUCACAACAGAAAUUUGAGCGCACUCUUGCCAUAUUUGUUGCUUGUGGGACAUUGGAGAGUGACAGAGGAGAAGUGAGAAUAACAACCAAAGGAGAGAGAGAGAUUUCUUUCUUUACCGAGAUGAUGUCACCUUUUCUGCUCGGAUACUGGCUGGUAUGUCAGUACCUGAUGGUGCAUCCCUCAUCGUCUCCUCAAGGUGUUCCUAUCAAACAAAUAGCUAAAGAUAUCCAGAUGAAAAUAGCUACCAUCAUCUCACAAGGUAAAUUGCAUCACUAUGAGAUACUCUCUUUGAAUUUACUGACCAAUGCACUGACUGCCCUUACCCAGAUAGGAAUCCUUGUCAGAGAAAAGAGCAACAACGGGCCUCUCAUCUCAUGGUCUGCAGAGCCAGUAUCUAGGAUUGCAGACAAGAUUAGUGAGUUUAUUCAAGUGCCUACAGACAUUACAUCGUUCUCCCAGAAAGGUGAAGUAGCCCUUGCAGCCAAAUUAUGAAACCCUUCACAAAUUGCACCUUUGACAUUGGUUUCAUGCUUUAAUGAAGCUGAGUUACAGGUAAUCAAGGCAUUCCGUCAAUGAUGAUUGUACAGUUGCUGAUGACCAUGAAGUUUCCACAGAGUAAGAGGCAAGUUUACCAAGUGAUCUGUAAGAGUUUCUACCUCCAAUUUCCUACAGUAGUCUUGUGUGUUGAAAUUGCCACUUGGUCUGCACCCACUUUGUCUACUUUCCAUUUGGUCUCAUCCCACUUGGUCUAAUUAUAGUUCAUGUAUUAAAGGAAAAUGAAACCUUUGGAACAAGAUAGCUUGUGUGAAAACAGAAAAAUCAAAGAAACAGUUCAAGGAAAGUUUGAGAAAAAUCUUAUGAAUAAUAAGAAAGUUGUGAGUAUUUGAAGUUUAAAUCAUUAUUGUAAUGUAGAUCCCCCCAUUGGCAAUGCGACAAGGAUGUGUGAUGUCACAUGUGAACAACUGUAUCGUUACUUACGUAUAUACAUGUAUUUCACUUAAAAUGCCUCUUUUAUCACAUCUAUCAGUAGAUCAUGAAUUCUUUCCAAAAGAGGGCUUGUAAAUACAGAUUUUCAAGGAAUAGAUCAUGGAUAAAGAGUUUGUAUCACCAUAAGAAAGAGCUAAAAGAGGCAGUUUGGGGUAUUUUAUAGUCCACCAAAGGGAAAGUUGUUCACAUGUGACAUCACACAUAUUUGUCACAUUGCCAGUUAGAGGAUCUCCAUAGCAUUAGUGAUCGCAAUAUUCAAAUGCUCAUAACUUUCUCAUUAUUUGUCAGAUUUUUCAAAAAAUUUCUUUGAUCUUAUUCUUUGAUUUUUCUCUUUCCACACAAGCCCACUUGUUCCAAGGGUUUCAUUCCCCUUAAAGUAUUAAGUCUAAUGGCCACUUAGGGCAAUUUACCCUUUGGUCUGAUUUCCAGUUAAACUCUACCCAUUUCUUCAAAUAUCUACUUGGAAUGGACCAAAUGUAGAAUGAAUUUAAACUGGAAUUAAAUAAUUUCAGUCAUUUUGAUUAAUAAUAAAAUCUCAAUUUGUGCAAUUUUAAGUAAGCUCAGAGAAAUUGUUUAUUUAUUGUUAUGAUUUUGUAUUCAUUGAAUUAAUUUCAUACUCCAGUUCAUAGGGAUGGCUUGGAUGUCAACUUUCUUGAAAUGUAUAAGAUCAUGACAGUAACUAUUAAUUCCAAACUUAAUGAAUGAAUAAUAUCCUCACUCUCAUACGUGAUUUGAAGGAGAUGACGAAGGUGCAGAGAUUCAGCUUUUAACUAUAUUUCACAGGGUAUUUAUUGUGUAAUUUUUUUUUCAUCUUUGUAUUUGUAUUUAAUUUUGCGAGUAUACAUUCAUCAUGUUGAUUAUAUGUGAUUUAUUUUAGUAAUAAUAACAGUUGGUUUUUUUAUAGUGCAUAUCGCAUAAUAUAACUAUGUCUGGUGGUGAUUUUUUUUUUUUACCUGAUUGCUAAGAAAGCAUGAAUGCUUGUAAGCAAGCAACCAGAGGACCGACGGCUUAAGGUCCCCUCCGAAGGACCUGGUACUGAAGAUUAAUGCCUUACCAAAGGGCACUAGCGCACCAAGUGGGAAUCGAACCCGGGUCACCGGAAUACGAGUCCCCCGUUCUACCGACUGAGCUAUCGCGCCUGUAUGCACUCAGUAAUGUUGCUGAUGAUAAUAUCCUACUUGUGUCCUAGCUUUUCAUCACUUGAAACAUUAUAAGGGGAUGGGGCAGUUGGACCCCCUGCCCUCCCCAGAGCAGACUUCAAGGAAGGAUAAUGCUGUUUAAAUCAUCCCUUAUUUGAUUGAUUGGAUGCUGAUUUAGCAAACCUGUGAAUUUAAUAUAUUACAUAAAUAAACAAAUUAACAAAAACAGUAAAGGAUGGGAAACAUUAUAGACCCCCAAAGUUUACAGUGUUCUGUUUCUUCUUUUUUUUCUUAAGGUUCACACUUCUCCCUUUUUUGUGUUUUUAAAUACUAAAAAAAAUAUGGUAUUCAGUUAUAGAAUUUUUUAUUAUAUUCCUGUUGUUUAGAAUGUCAAAUUCUGUAAUUGAUCUGUAUAUUUUGGUGGGAUUUAUGCAGGCAAUUAUUUGGAAAUGGUUUGGUUCUUUCAUCAAAAUGUAUGUUUAAGUGUUUGUGUGUGGGCCUUUCUCUAUUAUUAUACAUGUGAUGUAUUGUUAGAUUAAUCUAAAGAGGUUGCACCAGAAUAUUUCAGUAGGGGGUGGGGGUAAGAUGAUCUCUAUUGAAUAUUGAAUAACUGUGGAAAGAUCAGUUAAUGUGACGCGGGCCUCUCGUUUAUUACUCUUCCUUUUUUCUUCCCCUUUUUUCCCCCUUUUCCUUUUUUGUCCACUACUUGAAAAAGUACAGGGGCGGUUACCCCCUGCCCCCACCCCCACCCCGUAGUGCCCAGCUGAUUCACACACUUUCAUAUAUUAACUAAAAUCGUGAAUGAUAUUUCUCAUAGAACAAAACUUAUGAGUACUGAAACAGUUAAAGCUAAUAUAUUAUUGACUUAAUUAAUUGUUCCACCUUUAAGGUAUAUAAUACAGUAUUAUAUAAGAAAAUUAAGAGCUAUAAGUCAUAAAGUAUUAUUUUUUGUUGUAUCUGUCUUAGUUUACCUGGAAACUAUGAACAAUAUGCAUUUAAAAUGCAUUUCAUAUUAUAUUACAAGUUUUCUGUGAAUUGAUUUUUCUACAGUCCUGAGUCAUUUACAGAUUAUUUUGUCAUUGAAAUUUGUGACAUAAUUACAUGUACUAAAAUAGUACAAAAACAGUCGUUACAUGUGCAUUCAAAUGUUCUUGCAGUAUCAUCGCAAUACUGAGUGUUUGUUUCAAGUAUAUAUUUAUGAUUUUUCACCUCAUGUGGGUAAUUUAUGACUCAUUCCUCUAUACUAAUUAUAUGAAUUAUGUUUAUUUUCUUUCAUUAUUUGUGAGCAAUUGAGGACUGAUUCAUUUAUACUAAUUCCACUUAUAUUUUGUUAUUUUAUGUUAUUUGUAUUCAAUCAUGAUGAUAAUAACUGCUCUCUAUAGGAGAGUCUCAUUUGAUGAAUAAAUCAUGUUAAUUUAUUUCUAAU